Molecule: messenger RNA, 607 nt
Organism: Caenorhabditis auriculariae
Lineage: Eukaryota; Metazoa; Nematoda; Chromadorea; Rhabditida; Rhabditidae
Source: the annotation of a GenBank genome assembly
AUGCGUAAACUAGUCAUUCCAAAGUACUUUGGGCGUCCAUCGAUAGGAUUGGCUCUUUUUGGCUGCACAAAUCGGCCUUUUUACCACAUUUGCGUCUUUCCUGACCGCGCGUUAGGUCGAAGAUACGAGAGUAACAUUUUGGAGCAGGUUAAAUGAAGUCGCGAAAAAAAAAACUUUGAGUGUGAUUUCUAGGUUGGCACAUUCGAUCCGUUGCCAAAUUCGAAAAACGAAAAACUCGUGUCUUUAAAUUUCGGACGGCUGAAAUAUUGGUUAGGUGAGCGAAACGCUCACGUCUCAGUUCCUGUUCUGGAACUUCUAGGUACGGAAUUUUUUUAUAAUCAUAAUUAAAACUUAGUUGAUGAAAUGUUUAGUGAAAUGAAUGAUAGUUCUGCAGGCCUCUCUGGACUUUUUCCGAUUCACCCGAAAACCUUUGUUCGAGCGCGUGAUAAUCGCGAAGUUCUGAAGGCCAAGGAAGCGGCGGCAAUUGAGGCGGCCUCCAAAAAGGAAGACGAAGAAGUCGCACCCGAAGAGCAGCAGGUAAUCUUUACCUUUAUCGGAUUUGCUCAUGGUUAAUUCGUAUUUUCAGUCGGUCGCGGCUAAAGUUUGA